Dentiscutata erythropus is the source of this 697-nucleotide messenger RNA. Lineage: Eukaryota; Fungi; Glomeromycota; Glomeromycetes; Diversisporales; Gigasporaceae. The record is from the annotation of a GenBank genome assembly.
AUGAAACCUAAAGGAACUCGUUCUCUUUCUGCUUGCAUUCAUUGUAGAAAAGCAAAAAUAAAAUGCACUAACUUCGAUUCUAAACUUGGAUGUGAUGAAUGUGAAAAACGUCAAUUAAAAUGUAUAAUGGAUCCAUGCCGUAAAAAACGCGGACCGAAACCAAAGACUAUUCACAUCAUGCCUACAUCACAACUGCCGAAUACAAUUAACUUUGAUUCAAGGGUAUCUGGGUUAAAUGAUUUUGGGAACAUGAUAUACGAUGUUCAACUAUCAGAAGUUAGACCUACAUUAUCAACCCGAUGCAUGAGUUGUGUGAAAGGAAAAAAAUUAUGCAAAGGUGGAACUCCUGGACUUUAUAAAUGUGAUAGGUGCCAAAAAAAGAGCGUUUGUAUAUUUCAAUGCACAGCCUGUUAUAAAAAGAACAAGGAUAAAAAAGAUCAGCUACCACAAUGCAACCAUUGCAAAGUGAUUUCAGGAGAUCCACCUCCUGAAAGCAUUAUUUCAAAGUAUGAUAUAACCAUGGAUGAGGCUGGGCAAAAAUCCUACCUUCGUCAUUAUAAUUGUAAUCAUAAAAUAGAGAUCACCUCUGAUGCAAUGAUAAAUUCCUACAAAACUAUUAAUCCAACUUACAUAGCACCAGAUGACGUUUCUGAACUUUCAAAUCUUCAUGGUCAGAAUGAAGAAAGUUAUACGAGUG